UACCCACCGCAGACAAAAUUUUCAAUAAAGAAUAAAAAUUUACCGUUGCCAAAUUUCAUCGAAUAUUUUUGUGACACACGUAGAUACGAGUAUCAUAAUUCAUAACGGUGUUGUUUUUUCUUCUUUCGUGUAUUACUUCAUUCAGCUAUAUAAAUGAAAUUUUGAAUUGAAUUUUGAAACGUCAUCAGUGCCAUGACUUAUUGUGCUGAAGGAGGUUCGUAGUGCGUUUUAGAUCAAUUUUAUAAUUCUUGACAAUGACUGAAAAAAUAAUAUGGAUCGUGUUUACGCUUCAUUUAAUUCCAAAUUUAUCAGAAUGCACGAAAUUAUCAGGAAUGUUGUCGGACAGAAGGAUGAAUUUGAAUGUCUUGAAAACGUUCGAUAGGUUUUUCUACCUUCGAUAUAACGAUGCAUUUUUUAUUCGUAAUACGGAAAAAACGAUAACUGAUGAAUACCUCAUGUCCCUGUAUACGGAAGAAUUCGAAAUGACUGAUUCGUUGAAGAAAGACCUUCGUAUGCAUGCCAUUUACUUGGAAAACACUGCGUGGUAUACGACAAGUAUCACUGAAUUAUUCUCAAUUCUAUACACCAAGUACUUGGCAGCAAAUCACAUCAUUUCUUUGGCAAAUUGUCGCAUAUAUUACACUUACGGAGAUGCUAAUGUUGAAAGAGCAACAAGGUGUAAAAAAAUUGCCAAAUAUCUGCACGCAUUUGUGGAGAUUGCUCUCGGAAAAUACAUAACACGGACGGAAGAGUUUUUAAGUAACGUUUUAGCAGUCAGAGAUAAAAAUGAAAAUCCUCGACCAUACGAAAAUUUAUUUUACGGAUUUUAUCAAUACUUCACCCACGUUACAAGUGUAAUGGUAGAAGAAAAUUACCGACCUGAGAUUCCGGAUAAUAAAGAUGAACUUUUGAAGAUUUUAUUGCUCCGAGAAACAAAAUUUGAGCAAACUACACGACUGACGUUCAAAUAUUUUUUCAGAAAUGUUUUCUUUGAUACACCCCUGAAAGAUUUCAACUCGUUGUUGAAAAAAGCGGAAGAAGAAAAAAUGGUGUUGAAUAGUAAGAAAUUUACGAACAUUCGUAACGAAACCAUAAAGUUUUGGGGAAUAGUCGAUAAUUUGAUCCAGAAAAUAGAAGAAGGAGAUCUUAUCGCUCCAACAUUAAUUGACAAAGAAAGAGAAUACAGUAUAGAAUCGGAUGAAGAUGAUUCUUCCGAACCAAACAAACGAGUGGCAGCAAAAAGUAACGUCGCUGAAAUGAUUCGAAAACUCGAAAUAAGAAAAUUGGCAGUUCGCGGUGUCAAACUCUCUGGAUUAAAGAAAGAAGCUGAAAACGAAGUACUAUUCCAGUUCUUUAUCGAAGCUGUUUACAAGGCUUACGAACCAGUUGGUCAGAAGCUGAAAUUUGUAUCAGUGGAAGCUGAAAAACUUAGCAAUUUAGAAAUCCAUUUGAAAAGUUAUACUUCUAUGGGUGAAGUAAUAAGCCCUCAAGAGUUUUCUUACGAAGUCCAAGAUAUUAUGUCUUCUGCCGAAGUUUACAACAGCGCUGCUGACAAGAGUUUCAAUUCGAUGUCUGCUGAAUCGUACAAGACUGUCGUUUCAACAGCGGUGUCUUCUAUUAGCAAACAAGAAAUGGACGCCAGCAGGGUUAAACAAGUGGCUGAAAUCAGGCGUUUGAUUGCUGAAAAAACUUCAGCGGCGGCUGCCGGAGGUCGAUCUUCCAACAUGAAUUAUUCAAAACCCGGCGAUCUUUCUCAUUUGGCUCGUUAUAUGGCAUCUUCCAAUCAAGCUAAUAAUUCGAGAAUGAUUGCUGAGAAAUCCAUGAGAUCAUCGGAGGGCGGUGAUUCCGAUUAUGGCGAUGUCAGUCAGAAUUUAUCGAGAUCUAGUGCGAUGCGAGAUAAUUCCAAAGUUUAUUAUAAAAAUAAUAUUCCAAAGAGAAAUCGUGUUACCUUUUCCAGUAGUCAAGCGAUUGCAGCAUAGUUUAGCUAAUUACGAUUAUUAAAUUUCAAAUUUUCGCCAGUUCGAAGAAGUAUCUACCUACAAGCAAAUAUAUUUUUUCAAAAUGUU
This is a messenger RNA of Planococcus citri (citrus mealybug), 2066 nucleotides long. RefSeq lists its product as uncharacterized. The transcript is spliced from 11 exons. The record is from RefSeq and is a predicted model, not a curated record. NCBI's taxonomy places the organism in Eukaryota, Metazoa, Arthropoda, Insecta, Hemiptera, Pseudococcidae. Bases 255 to 1979 code for a protein of 574 amino acids.